Messenger RNA from Chionomys nivalis (European snow vole), 2062 nucleotides. It is a transcript of the gene Arl4c, whose product is annotated as ADP ribosylation factor like GTPase 4C. Gene Ontology annotation, molecular function: GTP binding; GTPase activity. Bases 498 to 1076 code for a protein of 192 amino acids. The transcript has a single exon. Gene Ontology annotation, biological process: endocytic recycling; intracellular protein transport. NCBI's taxonomy places the organism in Eukaryota, Metazoa, Chordata, Mammalia, Rodentia, Cricetidae. The record is from RefSeq and is a predicted model, not a curated record. Gene Ontology annotation, cellular component: cytoplasm.
CAGGCUGGUGGCGGCGGCGGGAGCAGCGAGCGUACUGCAGGGACAGCAAGGCAGCAACGCCGACAGAGACACCCGGGGAAACCCGCGCCCCGCCUGCGCCUCCGCGGCGCGCCGGGGAAGCCGGAGCCAGAGCGGUUCCGAGACGCCACCAAGGCCAGAGGCUGCUGCAGAGCCGCGGCGCGGGCAAGCGGCAGAUCGAGCCCGGCGAGCGCGCAGGGAGCAGGCAUCCUCCACCGGCGCGCCUAUCCGUGGCGACUGCGCGGGAGACAAAGCCUCUGGAGAAAGAUGCCCGCGGGGCGCGCACCGGGUGGACCAGGGAGCGGGCGCCUCGGAAUCUAAGUGCGCCCAACUGGCCGUACGUUCCGGAGACGCCGAGGCCCCAGCGGGUCCAGAGGCGGGCGGGGCCCAGGUGCGCCCGGUGGCAGCGGGCCUGUGACUGCUCGGGGGGCGGCGCCCUCCCGCCGCAGCCGCAGUGGCCGGCGCCGCAGCGAGGAGCCAUGGGCAACAUCUCCUCUAACAUCUCGGCCUUCCAGUCCCUACACAUCGUUAUGCUGGGCUUGGACUCUGCCGGCAAGACCACGGUGCUCUACCGGCUCAAGUUCAACGAGUUCGUGAACACGGUGCCCACCAUUGGCUUCAAUACCGAGAAGAUCAAACUGAGCAACGGCACCGCCAAGGGCAUCAGCUGCCACUUCUGGGACGUGGGCGGCCAGGAGAAGCUACGGCCGCUGUGGAAGUCCUACAGCCGCUGCACGGACGGCAUCAUCUACGUGGUGGAUUCGGUGGACGUGGACCGGCUAGAGGAGGCCAAGACGGAGCUGCACAAGGUGACCAAGUUUGCGGAGAACCAGGGCACGCCGCUGCUGGUCAUCGCUAACAAGCAGGACCUGCCCAAGUCGCUGCCGGUGGCCGAGAUUGAGAAGCAGCUGGCGCUGCACGAGCUCAUCCCGGCCACCACCUACCAUGUCCAGCCGGCUUGCGCCAUCAUCGGCGAGGGCCUCACCGAGGGCAUGGACAAGCUCUAUGAGAUGAUCCUGAAACGCAGGAAGUCUCUCAAGCAGAAGAAGAAGCGGUAAUGCGUCCGGGAAGCGAUUGGGAACGAGGCUGAGCCAGCGAGCCACUGAGUGAAUGAAUGGACGACUGGGUGAGCAAGAACCCGCGCCCGCGAACAAAGACAACGAACCAAAGCGAUGCUUCGAAUUUUUAAAACACGAUCCCUGUACCCUAACACAGGACUUGGAGACUUAACCCGGGUGUGGAGACUGCAUUACCACCCAGCUCGCCACCUGCCCCACCCCCCACCCCAGCUCAGGGGACCUUUUGUCUAAAUGCUUGAGCUAUCAAUGGGGUGGGGUGGGGGAACCGACGGGGAGUGGACGUGAGGACGCGAGGGUCCGGUGGUGAGCCCUCUGGCCUCAGGUGGGAGGCUUGAAUGUCAGAGAGACAAAAGCGAUUUCUUCUCGCUCCGUCAGGGCCAGAAGUUCAGGCUGCCCAGCCCCCACUGCGGGGGGAGUCACGUGUGAGUUACCUGAGGUAUGCAGUUCACAAAACCCUGGGGAUACUCCUGUGGGAGCGGGUAGGCACUGGGGUAUACUGAUGGGGGGAGGGGGUGACCGCUCCUUGCAUUCUGGAGCUGUGCAAACUGAGUAGUUUUAUGUCGCAGGGCAGGCCCCUGUUUGCAGUUUGAUUUGUCCUGCUCUGGGCCCAAAGGAGGUGGUGGUUUGGGUCCGUCCAGAGGACUGCCUGGGACCAUGCGGCAGCCUGAGGGCCCAGGGUGCUGCUGUCCUUCUGGCCUUGGUGGGAAUGGCCUGGAAGACUCCACUCUCCAAGGCUGGGUGGGUGUGAUUUUGUUGAGAACUGCUGUUCAGCCUGGGAUGAGACCUCUUCCAGAUGGCCUAGGCCCUGUCCAUGUGUUGGUCAUUAUCACAUAAAGAGACCAAUAAAACAAAAGCAGAAAACUAUUGGAGGUGGUGGUGCCAGUACAGGUAUUUAAAGGGUGAGGUUCUUGACAUUAAUGCUGUGUGUGUGUGUGUGUGUGUGUGUGUGUGUGUGUGUGUGUGUU